Cuscuta epithymum is the source of this 2835-nucleotide messenger RNA. The record is from the annotation of a GenBank genome assembly. NCBI's taxonomy places the organism in Eukaryota, Viridiplantae, Streptophyta, Magnoliopsida, Solanales, Convolvulaceae.
CCACAAUCCAAACACAAUUAACCUGAACCAUACCGACAUAGAACAAGUCAAACUAAACUUUUAAGGCAUCAUUUAAAUCGAACUGAACUGUAAACAGAAAUUUCCACACUACGACCCAGCAGCAGCUUGACUAGAAGCAGAAGAAAAGUGUAAAGCCUCAACUUCCUGGAAAUAAAUUCACCAGGACUAGUAGUCCUAUGUGUAGAUGGAACCACACCGCUGACCAAAUCAAAGUUCAACUCCAGGUCUCGCACCAAAACUAGCUACCUUAAAAUAUCCUCAUUCCACAAUCAUGACCAUACAAUCAGAAACUUCACAAAAAAGGAGAAGAUGCAAAUGAAGCUAGCAAUAGCAGCUCUGCUCGCGAUUGGAUUCGCCACCGCGACGGCGGCGACCAUGGCCAAGCCCGGCUGCCCCGACAAGUGCGGCGGCGUGGACAUACACUACCCAUUCGGCAUCGGGAAAAACUGUUUUUUGAACAGAGGAUUCAAUCUGUCCUGCGACCAGGACUCAAAGCUAUGGACGACCCAAUCCCAUAACUCUCAAACCCAGAAUUCCCAAUCCCAAAUCACCGCCAUUGAUUACCUGAAAGGGCAGAUGGAAGUCCUGAUGCCCAUAUCCCGGAACUGCUUCAACGAAUCCGGUGGAGUCAUCAUCGACGAGCAGCCGUGGCUCGGCGUCCCGGAUUCCUUCACCGUCUCCAGCGACUCAAACAUGUUCUUCACCGUCGGCUGCAACACCUAUGGGUAUUUCAACAGCUACAAGGGAGACAAUCAGUUCUCGACUGCGUGCAUAUCGAAGUGUAACAGAGCGCCGGAAAAGAAGGACGCCGGGAAGUGCUCUGGGUUUGGGUGCUGCCAGAUUGGGAUUCCGGCGGUCGGGAUGAGGGACCUCCAGGUCGAUGCAUAUAGUUUCGGAUUCGACGAAAAUGUGUGGAAAUUCAACAACUGCAGCUAUUCUUUUGUGGCGAAAAACGGUGGGUAUAACUUCAGUGCGGAUGAUAUUACGAAUGUGAGGUUCAAUUCGACGCCUUUGAUGAUAAAUUGGGCCGCCGGGAAUGAGAACCAGACAUGUGAAAGUGCUGCUAAGGAAGAUGGAUAUGUUUGCGGCUCAAAUACGGUGUGUGUAGAGACGGAAUUCAUGUCUGGGUACAAUUGUAAAUGCAUAGACGGCUAUGGCGGGAAUCCAUACCUCCCUAUUGGUUGCCAGAAUAUAGAUGAAUGCAUUGAAGAAUCGACUAAUUACCCUUGCGUUAAAGAAGCAAAAUGCAAAGACAGUCCUGGUAACUAUACUUGUACGUGCCCAAAUGAAUACGAAGGAGAUGGCAAGAAACAAGGAACGGGUUGUAAGCGCAAAUCUAAUGGCAAUAAUACCUUGCUAAUAAUUGGUUUGAGUUUGAGUAUUGGUGUCACAGCUUUGCUUAUAGUAAGCUUCUACAUAUAUUGGGGGUCGAGGAAAAGGAGACUUUCUAGACUAAGAGAGCAAUUUUUUCAUCAAAACGGUGGCAUAUUGUUACAACAACAAAUAGCAGGAAAUAGGGGACCAACUGAUACAAGAAUGAAAAUCUUCACAUUGGAAGAUCUUAAGAAAGCCACCAACAAUUUUGAUGAAAAGAUGAUCCUAGGCCAAGGAGGAUAUGGAACAGUUUACAAAGGAGUAUUAGAGGAUAAAGAAGUGGUAGCCAUAAAAAAAUCCAAGAUUUGUGACAAAAGUCAAGUUGAACAGUUCAUCAAUGAGGUCGUCAUUCUCUCCCAAAUUAACCAUAGAAAUGUCGUCAAGCUUUUUGGUUGUUGUUUAGAGACAGAAGUUCCGUUACUAGUCUAUGAGUUCAUAACUAAUGGCAAUCUCUACGAUCAUCUCCAUAAACAAGACCAAUCAUCGUAUCUUUCAUGGGCAACCCGUUUAAGAGUGGCAUCAGAAUCUGCAGGAGCCCUCUCAUAUUUACACUCCGCUGCUUCUCCCCCAAUAAUUCACAGAGAUGUAAAGACAGCCAAUAUACUACUAGAUCAAAGGCUUACCGCAAAAGUAGCUGAUUUUGGAGCUUCACGGCUUGUCCCUCUCGAUCGAACCCAAAUCACAACUUUAGUGCAGGGAACAUUUGGAUAUCUAGACCCAGAGUAUUUCCACACGGGUCAAUUGACAGAUAAAAGUGACGUUUAUAGUUUUGGGGUGGUUCUCGCAGAGCUAUUAACUGGACAAAGAGCAAUUUCAUUCGCUAGGCCAGAGGAAGACAGGAAUCUAUCAGCUUAUUUUGUUUCAUCUCUGAACAAUGGACGAUUAUCUCAAAUUAUUGAUAAUCGGAUAGUUAACGAAGUGAACUUUGAGAAAUUUAUGGAAGUUGCGAAGAUUGCGAGACAGUGUUUAAAGGUGAGGAGAGAGGAUAGACCGACUAUGAAAGAAGUGGCAAUGGAGAUAGAGGGAUUGAGAAUUCUUGAGAGGCACCCAUGGGGGGAAAGUGAAAUGUCUUCGGAAGAGACGGAAUAUCUUCUGAAAUCGACGGGUGUUGCUUCUCAUGCGGUUAAUAUUGGAGAUUCACUAACCAGUACUAAUAAAAUAACUGGUGUAGAAAGCAUGGAAUUGAUUUCUAUGGGAUUGAGUGGUGGUAGAUGAUAGCAAUUUGUUGUUGGUGUGAGAUGUAAGUAAUGUUCUAUUUGUUCUUUUGUGUGUAUGGUUUUAAGUACACCAAGUAAACACCGAACAUAUAUUAUCUUUUUCUAUUACAUUUUACCAUACUAGUAAACUCACCCGUGCGAUGCACGGUUUGAGAUGUUUUUUCAAAUUUAUUUGUGCUUAGUAAUUUCAAUCACAUUCAAUUGAUGACAACAUAUAUCUUCA